AUGAACAAGCUUCUCUUAGGUCUCUUGGUGCUUCUUGCCGCAAUUGCGGGUAAGUCUUUGCCUUUCAACGGCUGCAAAAGUUGAACCUUUGCGAAUUUUUUAAGCGAAGAAUUUCAGUGCACUCCUUCAAAUCUGGCAGCGAUUUCGGUUCUGACCAAAAGCACUUGGAAAAGCAUUACAAACGUCUUCUCAAACAUCAUCACCAUCAUCAUCACGAUGAUUCCAGCAGCUCUUCAUCGUCUUCUGAUUCCUCUUCCGACUCCAGUUCUAGCUCGGAUUCAUCUUCCAGCUCAGACUCGAGCUCCUCCUCCGACUCUAGUUCUAGCUCAGACUCUAGCUCUUCCUCUGACUCCAGCUCCAGUUCUGACUCUAGCUCUUCCUCCGACUCGGGUUCUGAUCACAGCUCUAGCUCUGAAUCUGGAGGUGAUUCCGACUCCGGUUCAGGAUCCGAUUCUGGUUCUGGUUCUGGCUCUGACUCGGGCUCUGGUUCCGGCUCCGGCUCCGGCUCCGGCUCCGGCUCCGGCUCCGGCUCCGGCUCCGGCCCCGGCUCCGGCUCCGGCUCCGGCUCCGGCUCUGGCUCCGGCUCUGGCUCUGGCUCUGGCUCCGGCUCUAGCUCUGGAUCGGGCUCUGGAUCGGGCUCUGGCUCUGGAUCGGGCUCUGGCUCUGCCGCUGGCUCUGGAUCAAACAGCGGUGGCGGAAGUGGAAGCGGUGACUACUGCCUGCUCCUACAGUACUUCUACAACAUCUCCGUUGAAUUUGAAGUAAGUUGAGUGAAGAGUUAGUAAUUCAGCAUGGCUUUAACUAAUCGUCCACCAACUUUCAGGGCCAAGAGGUCUACGAACUCUGGCUGGAAUGGAUCGAUGAGGUUAAUGUGACCAUUAGCUACAACACUGAGCUCACCAUAAAGGAGAAACUCAUCGAGAUCUGGGCCAGCCUCCAGGCCUUCCUCUCAGUUCACACUGAAAUCCAAGAGACAAUUUACUUUAUCUACAUCGAAGAAUGGGGAGGAUAUGUCAGAAAUAUUGAGGCUGUCACGGUCGCCUUCAGAAUUUCAAAGAGCGAGAAAUUGGUUGAGCUUGAUGAAAGUGGAGACUGUGAACUCUUUGAAUACCUGAGAAACGGAACAUCAGCCGAAUGGGAAACUCAGGUUGAAACCUUGAUCUCCGAGAUUACCGUCAUCCUCGAAGGAGAUUACUCUUACGCUUAUAAGCUCGUCCUGAUCUACGAAAAGAUCCAAGCCUUCUUCCAAGCCAAUUCCGGUGCCGAGGAACAACUAUUGCAGAUUGAAUUUGGAACAUACGGCACCUUCUAUUCAUUCUACGAGCUCACUGCGUACUACUGGAGAGUCUACAACUUUGACCUUGCUGUUGGAGGAUCCAGCUCCCAGUUGAUUCAAGUCCUCACAGCUUCUUAUCAAAACACAUCAACAGGCUCGGUUUCCGUGCGAUCCCAAAUCAAACAACUGACCGAAAAGAUUUCCGCUUACUAUGAGACCACUACUGAUGUCACUCUUCGCGUCCAAUACUUCUACGCGCAGCUGUAUCAGUUCUACAUUCUCAACGAGUGGACCGUCAAUAUUAUCUACAGUCUGGAGAUCCAAGGCUAUGGAGAUUUGUAUCAGCUUAUCUAUGCUUAUGUCCUGGUAAGUUUCCUAGCAACAUCUUAGCUAUAAUCAGAAGAUUGAUUUUCUAUAUUUUAAUAUAUUCAGGAUUUGGAGAUUGGCUUCGACUUCACACUCCCAACUACAACUGAAGAGACCACGAUCCCAACUACAACCACCACUAAGAAACCCGUCGCUCAAUGUUCUGAAGUCACUCAGAUCAACGAAUUUUCGUCCAACACUACCGACUUACUGACCUCCAUUGUCACAGCUCAGGCUUCUUGGAAUUCUUCUGAGAUCAGUAACUUCUUGGCCUAUAAGAAACGAAUCUACGUCGUAUCUUCCAAUACCACCGCCACCCUAGAAGAGAAAUACAACAGUAUUGUGCUGGUGUUGACGAAAUGGACCACCAACACCUUCUAUUUGAACUUGGUGUACCAAAUUAAUAUCAUCCAAUGGGGAGGUACUGUCAAACAGGCCAUCAAUUGUCAGAGCGCGGUUGAUGUUCAAUGA
Bursaphelenchus xylophilus (pine wood nematode) is the source of this 2113-nucleotide messenger RNA. NCBI's taxonomy places the organism in Eukaryota, Metazoa, Nematoda, Chromadorea, Rhabditida, Aphelenchoididae. The record is from the annotation of a GenBank genome assembly.